Clonostachys rhizophaga is the source of this 1176-nucleotide messenger RNA. Lineage: Eukaryota; Fungi; Ascomycota; Sordariomycetes; Hypocreales; Bionectriaceae. The record is from the annotation of a GenBank genome assembly.
AUGAAGUCUCUUUCUCUGCUUGUUACCCUCGCAAGCACUGCCCUUGCCCAGAGUGUUGCUCCUGCAUAUGGGCAAUGCGGGGGACAAGGAUGGACUGGCCCUACGACGUGUGAGUCUGGCUGGACUUGCACAUACAGCAACCAGUGGUACAGCCAGUGCCUCCCCGGCGGCGCUGCCAGCAGUACUACCACCAAGACCACCCUGGCGACUUCCACCGCCACUUCCACAAGUAGCAAAACAUCCACUACCGGUAGUCAGCCGACUGGCUUCAAAUGGUUCGGUGUUGGUGAAAGUGUCGCAGAGUUUGGCCAGGGGAACUACCCCGGCACCUGGGGCGUUCACUUUAGGUUCCCUGAGCUGUCUACCAUUGAUACCCUUAUUGGCGAAGGCAUGAACAUUUUCCGCGUCGGCUUCUCAAUGGAACGUCUCGCGGUCAACUCCAUGACCGAAACUUUCGCCGCAGCCUACUUGGCUAACCUGACUGAAACCAUCAACCAUAUCACAUCGAAGGGUGCCUAUGCAGUGCUGGACCCCCACAACUUUGGACGGUAUAAAGGCAAUGUCAUCACUGACGUGACAGGUUUCGGCACGUUUUGGAAGAACCUGGCUACUCCGUUUAAGAGCAACUCUCUUGUCAUCUUUGACACCAACAAUGAGUAUCAUGACAUGGACCAGACACUCGUUCUAAACCUUAACCAGGCCGCUAUCAAUGCCAUUCGAGGUGUCGGCGCAACCAGUCAGUAUAUUUUCGUCGAAGGCAACGCCUGGUCUGGUGCUUGGAGUUGGACCAGCACCAAUGACAACCUUAAGGCCCUCACAGAUCCACAGAACAAACUGGUCUAUGAAAUGCACCAGUAUCUAGAUAGCGACAAGUCGGGUACGCACCCUGAAUGUGUCAGCACCACCAUUGGGGUUGAGAGUGUCAAGGAUGCCACCACGUGGUUGCGCAACAACGGCAAGAUCGGUGUCUUGGGAGAAUUUGCCGGUGCUAGUAACAGUGUCUGCAAAGAGGCUGUUACUGGACUACUGAAGCACCUCAGUGAGAACAGCGACGUUUGGUCAGGUGCCCUCUGGUGGGCUGCUGGGCCAUGGUGGGGAGAUUACAUGUUCAGUUAUGAACCGCCCUCUGGUGCUGCCUAUACAUACUAUGGCUCGCUCCUCCGACAGUAUGCAUAG